AUGAGUGCUGGAGGUCCUGUUCCUGUCUGGAAGAAAUACACUACUGGGUCCAAGGGCAUCUGGGAAUUGAUCCGGUCGGUGCUGGUUCUGGUGCCUAACCGGUCGUCCGGAAACCCUUACGUUCCCUACUACCGUGUCCCGUCGCCGUCCUCAAACAAGCAGGUCUACAAGGACCCGCGCACCAUUCCGGCCGCAGACAUCGUCCAGAACGACUACUAUAAAAGAGACAAGCGCAGAGCGUAUCCGCGGGCGUCUGUGUUCACACAGCCGCAGAUAGGCGCGUUGUUGCAGAUCGGCAACGCUAAACGGAGCAGACUGCCAAAGGGCGAGGAAGGCGUGAAGCAGCUGGCGCUCGUGUCCAGUGGUCAGGUGGACCUGCCGCAGGUGCUGCGGACCGCCGACAGCGCGAUUCUGAACGGCGAGCUGCUGGGACCACGCGGAGAGCCCGUUGUGGCUCCGAAUCUGAACAAGAAGCUCAGCAUGAAAAUUCUAGAGGAACCCGAGCACGGCAUGUACACGGACGAGUAUCCUGUGCGGAUGUUCAAGCUGUAG
Ogataea parapolymorpha DL-1 is the source of this 552-nucleotide messenger RNA. RefSeq lists its product as uncharacterized. The record is from RefSeq and is a predicted model, not a curated record. The transcript has a single exon. NCBI's taxonomy places the organism in Eukaryota, Fungi, Ascomycota, Pichiomycetes, Pichiales, Pichiaceae. The coding region runs from base 1 to 552 and encodes 183 amino acids.